AUGGUGGGAUUAUCCAUAGGAGAAAGAAAACAUUUUAUAGAGGGUGGCAUUGCUCAGGACAUUCGUUCUGAUGGCCGAAAAAGACUGACGCCUCGGCCCAUCAAUGUCAAAACUGGAGUCAUUUCCCAGCCAAAUGGCUCGGCAAGGGUCAGGAUGGGUGCUACAGAUGUCAUUGCCAGUGUGAAGGCUGAACUUGGAAGGCCAACUGCACUGCAACCCGACAAAGGAAAGGUCUUUAUAAAUGUUGAUUGCAGUCCAACUGCAGCACCAAUGUUUGAGGGUAGAGGGGGUGAGGACCUGUCAGCAGAACUCUCGGUGGCUCUUCGAUGUUGCCUCUUGGGUGGUGAAAGCGGAUCUGGUGCUGGAAUUGAUCUCUCCUCUCUGGUAGUUGUGGAAGGAAAGAUCUGUUGGGAUCUUUACAUUGACGGCCUUGUUGUCAGUUCAGAUGGGAAUCUUCUAGAUGCCCUAGGUGCUGCUAUAAAGGCUGCUUUGAGCGAUACAGGCAUCCCAAGAGUAAAUGUUGCAGCUGGUGCAUCAGGCGAUGAGCAACUGGAGGUUGAUGUAAGUGACGAGGAAUUUCUGCAGUUUGACACAUCUAAGGUCCCUGUCAUAGUUACAUUAACAAAGGUAGGUAAGCACUAUAUUGUGGAUGCCACUUCAGAAGAGGAAUCACAAAUGAGCUCGGCUGUUUCUAUUUCCGUCAAUAGGCAGGGGCACAUCUGCGGGUUGACCAAACGGGGUGGUGCAGGCCUAGAUCCAAGCAUCACUCUUGACAUGGUAUCGGUGGCAAAAACAGUAAGCGAGCAGCUGAUAAACACAUUGGAUUCCCAGAUAGCUGCUGCUGAAGCUGGUGAAGAUGAAUAAUGACGCAGUGAGAAUCUCUGAUUAUAUCUAAAUAGGUGGUUCGAGCAGGUCCUAGCUAGAUGGAAAUUGUAAUUCCGAUACUUUUAACACACAGCUGACGAAGACAUUUGAUUUGUUGUACGCAUAUUUGGCACCGUUUAACCAAGACUAGUAUCAUUACGCUGUUAAAGAGUUA
This is a messenger RNA of Malus domestica (apple), 1039 nucleotides long. The record is from RefSeq and is a predicted model, not a curated record. Lineage: Eukaryota; Viridiplantae; Streptophyta; Magnoliopsida; Rosales; Rosaceae.